Molecule: messenger RNA, 1216 nt
Organism: Rhodamnia argentea
Lineage: Eukaryota; Viridiplantae; Streptophyta; Magnoliopsida; Myrtales; Myrtaceae
Exons: 6
Coding region: 365-982 (205 amino acids)
Source: RefSeq, a predicted model, not a curated record
CCUCGGAGAAAAUGACGUACUGAACCUACCCUCUUCUGGACCCGGUUUUUCUCGUUCUUUCCUUGUUUUUCUUUGAAAAAUUGGAGGCUAUGAGAUGACUGAAGCACUAAACCAAGGCGCAAAAAAUGCUAAAAACACUUUGAAAAUGCCACUGAUUUUUGCUGGGGCAAUACACUCUGGGACCCAUUUUGUAGAUUUUGAUUGAUGUGUAUUUUCUGAAGAAGCUUCUGUGAGUUGAAAAAUUUCACGCUGUGGUUCUUUAUUUCCUAAAGGGUAUCGAGAAAAGUUGUUACUCUAUAUAUAUAUGUAUGUAUAUGUUGCAUACAAUACAACUUACUAGAGAGCCUCUGCUACUAGCUUGUUCAUGGUCAUGGCUUCCUCCAAGUUAACAGCUUCCUUCGGUGUGCUUGUGCUGCUACCAAUUGCUGCUUUAGGAUACCCUUGGAAUCCUUUUAAUGUGAAGAUGUGUGAUGUGGUGAACUGUGGAAAAGGGACCUGUGUAGAGAACUCGAACUCCCCUUUCGACUUUGUCUGCGAGUGCGAUGCCGGUUGGAAGAGGACGCGCCUGGCCAAUGAAGACAAUCUCAAGUUCCUCCCUUGUGUCAUUCCCAACUGUUCGCUUGAUUACUCUUGCAUGCCGGCUCCUCCGCCGCUCCCGCCGGUCCCAUACAACGUGUCUUUCUUUGACCCUUGCUACUGGACCUAUUGCGGGGGAGGAACAUGCACAAAUUCAACAUCAUACGAUCAUAUAUGUCAGUGCAGUCCCGGAUACAGCAAUCUGAUGAACAUCAGCGUUUACCCUUGCUUCAGCGAUUGUGCUAUUGGAGCCGAUUGCGCCAAGCUCGGAGUCAAAGUGUCCAGCUUGACCAGCACACAAGGUUCUUCCUCAGAUGGCGGGAGUCACGCUCGCUCAUUCCCGCCUGGGACGAUUAUUUGGAUGGCCAUCCUCGCCACAUCUCUGGCUUUGGUCCUGAAGAAGUAGAAGGGGGAUGUACAGGGUCUAUCUAUAUCUCUUACCUGGUUCAUACUCCUAGUACACGUGGUUUUGGGAAGACACAGUUGUUAUUGCUGAUGAUGUAUUCUCUUUAUUAGUUUCAUUUUACAUGGUGUAAAAAGUUUUUCGUGUAUUAAUAAGAUACAGGAGCAGGUGUAACAUUAUCGAUGUAUAAUAGACAGCGUACACAUUUUUGACUACCAAGGCGAAGGCGUAAUUCUA